AAUUCGAUGCUAUCCGGAAGAUCCGACUAGAUCCACCUCUGUGAAUGGACGUUCGUUCGGAAGCCACGCAAUGAAGAAUCACAGGCUUGGGGGAAAGUCCAAGACGGAUGUUCCGGACAUGAGCUGAAAUGUGAGUGGCUGUGAUUGUCCUGAGUUGUUAUGUGCAAUGCGGUGUACAACUACUAUGUCACCUGACCGCUCGCUUGUUGGAAAUGGUGGCGCCUCGUAGUUCUAAUACCUGCUUGUUUGUAUCUUUUAUCUUUCAUCUAGACCCUCUCUACCCACGUUUGUGAUCCAUGGCCUCACUCAAUGCUACCCUCCGCGUUCCUUACAAGACACUACCCGACCUGGAGAUCGAGACGGAUGUCUACCUCCCGUCGUCUACUCCAUCAACAGUUACCAAGUAUCCCGUGAUCCUUAACAUCCAUGGUGGGGCUUUCAUGCUGGGAUCCUCAAGCAUGGUCAACAAGGAUCAGGUCCAAAACUGUCUUGAUCGUGGCUGGAUUGUCCUUGCCCUAGAUCAUCGCCUCUGCCCACAAGUCAGUAUUCUCGACGGCCCGUUACGAGACUGUAGAGAUGCUUUGGCUUGGGUUUAUGACGGAGGACUCUAUCAAGCUUUGAGGGCGCACGGCUUUGAAAAGUUUGGAGUAGAUACAGAUCGUGUCAUGGGCUUUGGUACGAGCUCUGGAGGUCACUUGGCUCUGGGAUUGGCAUACGGUGUUUCCCGCCCAGUUGCUGCUGUACUCGACUUCUAUGGCCCAGCCUCGCUCAAGGACCCUAUCUGGACCACACCACUCGCACACGUGCCCACACCCGAUGUAUCAGAAGAAUUCAUAAACCGCAUUUUUGACGGCCCGGUCCCGACCGUUGGUGGAAUGUCGCUCGAAGGCCAAGGCCAGCUCUCACCCAAGGACGACCCACGAACUGCAUUCGCACUGACUAAAAUAUCACGUGGUGAGGUAAUCCAGACAAUUCAACCAGACGGGAAUCUAGCGGCAAUUGACCCCUGUGAGAACGUGUCUGCCACAUGGCCACCAGUGUGCAUCGUGCAUGGGCUUGCCGAUGACAUGGUCCCGGUUCAUUUGAGCCGCGCUCUGUACGCUCGGAUGAAGGAUUAUGGGGUCGAUGCCGAGAUGAUCGAGAUCGAAGGCGAGAAACAUACCUUUGCCGGAAAGAUGGUCAAGGGAAGUAAAGUCUGGGACGAACAGAGGAAAGGGUUCGAUUUUCUCGAAAAGAUUGUCGGAAGGGGUCCAGGCUUCUAGGAAUGGACGAUCAACACGUCCUUUGUC
This is a messenger RNA of Pseudovirgaria hyperparasitica, 1289 nucleotides long. RefSeq names its product alpha/beta-hydrolase. The coding region runs from base 297 to 1262 and encodes 321 amino acids. The record is from RefSeq and is a predicted model, not a curated record. Gene Ontology annotation, biological process: proteolysis. NCBI's taxonomy places the organism in Eukaryota, Fungi, Ascomycota, Dothideomycetes, Acrospermales, Acrospermaceae. Gene Ontology annotation, molecular function: serine-type peptidase activity. The transcript is spliced from 2 exons.